This is a messenger RNA of Spirometra erinaceieuropaei, 1650 nucleotides long. Lineage: Eukaryota; Metazoa; Platyhelminthes; Cestoda; Diphyllobothriidea; Diphyllobothriidae. The record is from the annotation of a GenBank genome assembly.
AUGCCGAGCAGUCCUUCAAAGGGCUCAAAAGGAUCAAAGGCCUCCCCUGAGGCACUCGAAGCCCUCGAAAAGGCCAUCUUUGGACGAGAACGAUAUGAUGACAUGGAUUCGGUAUUCUUCAGGAGGUCAAAAAAUAUGAUCCUAUACGCCCACAAGAUACACCUGUAUGAAGUAUGGAAUCAGUUGCCACCCCUUCAACCACAAGCGGCUGACGAAGCUGGACGCAGUGCCAGUCCAAAGGGCUCCAAGGGCUCUAAAAAAUCAAACUCUCCCAAGUCGAAAUCACCGGGGAAGAGCAAAUCAGGAAGCCCAGUACCCGCUGGAGACGAGCCUCCGAAAGCGGAGCUUGAGAAAGCCAUUCUUAUGGGCGCAGUAGCCGUGCCGAAAGAACUGUCACUUGAUCCGGCUGAAAAAAUUUUUGUCGAGGUCGCGGCAGACUUCACCUACUAUGACUACUCAAAAGUUCCGCCCUUUCCACCGGCGGUGGUUUCAAAACUGCGCCUCUUCCGUGAUUUCUGCCAUAUUUUCCCGCUGGACUUUGAUCGACCCGUGCCCUACACCGUGUUUGAACAAGACAUGAUAAAGAAGGUUCAUCAGGAACUGCCGGCUGGUUGGCAUUGCUAUGCUUUCCAAUUUGACUUGACAAGAUUACCGGACUCGUUGUUCUUCAGCAGACCCUACCAUGUCGAAAACAUCACUGGCCUCUCCUGGACGCUGCGCGCUUUUUCGGCUAAACUUGAUUACUGUCAACCUCUACCGGAAAAUGAAGUCUCAAUGACAUUCUACAAGUAUACAAUCGCCCCGGUAGUGACUCCAUCUGCGGAGAGACCCAUUUGUAGUAUGGAAUAUAAUCGUUUUGCCUGCCUGGAAGACCAGGGGGAUCUGGUGAUUACAGCUCAGCUUGACAGAGAUGUCUACUAUCACGGUGAUACAGUGAAUGUAACCGUAAAUAUUUCAAACGACUCAGCCCGACACGUAGUCUCCGCUAUUACUGUCUGCAUUGAACAGAACUGUAAACUGGUCAACGAAAUUCCGCACACAUUUACUGUUCGCAUCGGUGAGAUCUAUAUUGGUUCCGGUGAGUUUGGUCUGCCCGUAAACCCCAAAAAUAAGGGCUGGUCGAAGGAAUUCAACAUCCGACCCAUGUACGACAGGAGCCUGUACAAUCUCGUUGUGGACGGCAGAAUGAGUCGUGACAACAAGAUAUUCCUGGCAGAAAGCACCGUCAUCAUGCGAGCAGAUAAGGUGAAAAUAGAGCCCCCACCUGAAGAGCCGGCUGGUCGAAAGAGUCCCAAGAGCGGCUCUAAGGGCUCAAAGGACACCUCGAAUAAGAAGGCCUCCAAGGACUCCUCGAAGAAGGGAAGCCCAAAGGAAGCUAAGGGCUCCCCGCAACCUACAGCGCCGCCCGAGGAACCAGAGCCUGUCCAACCCUUGGAAAAGGAAGUCAACGUCCUUGUGGGCUCCCAGGUCUGUCGAAACGCCAUCAUCUCGUACGAGGCAGUAGUGCGGUGUACGAUUCGCACCAUGACUGGCGAAGAAGGCGGAGCGCCAUCGCUAAGAGUGCCUUUUAUACUCUCGCGAAACUCCCGCUACAUUGACAAGCUCAAUGUACAGACACCACCUGUAUUUGCUAUCGCCUCCAUGCACUAG